AUGACAGCAGGCUCGCAUACAAUCGUGCUGCCCCGGACUUCUUCCACCGCCGAAGGCAAGCAGCCGCUGCUGGACAUUCCCUCGAACACAAACGAUGCACAGACAGCUUCUGGAACUGGACUGAGUGGAGUCACUGCAGCAGACGCCGAGAGCAUUGGAAAGGGAUCGAAGCACUCGAAGCGCAGCUUUAUGGGCAAGCGAAGGGCAGGGAGCACUGCGAGCAGCAAGCGUUCUGGACAGCCAACCAACCAUCCCGACAAGACUGCUCAGGCACCCCCAGUACCUGCCACCUCCGCCGCCAACCGCGAGGGCUCGACCAGAAGCAAGGCGAGGAAGACUGGAGGGCUGCUCUCCUGCCUGCCAUGCUUUGCGCCAAAGGAGACUCGGGAAGAGGGUACACCCCUGGAGAACGUCAAGCGGACCGAGAAGAUUCCGGAAGGCCGCACAUCGCAAUCGACACCUGUUAAGAAACAGUAUCCGGUUGCUGCAGCAGAGUCGAGCACCGCGGAUUUGAAAGACCCGGUUGAUGAGAAGGCACCUGCUGAAACCUUUGGCCCAGGUGUUGCUGAGAAGCCCAGAUCUGGUGGUGAUGGCACUGCUGAGCCCGUCAGACCGUCCCAUGACAGCCCUCCCCAGAUUGUGACAAGAAGCUCGUCUAAGAAACAGCAAGCUUCGGAGUCAGCUCUCCCCCCGAUACCUGUCCAGCCCGGCCUUUUGCAAACUGAUCAUCCCGCGAUCAACGUUCAGACCCCGACUCCUGGCACCACCCCCGUUGUUGGCAGGCCCUCAGAAGAGCAGCAAAGGAUCAUCGAGGAUCAAACUGAAGAGCAGAAAGCAUUAGAUGCUGACAUUGAGAUGAAAGACGUUCCAUUGUCAAGUAAUGACGUGCACCAGGAAGGCGAAGAUCCGAUUAUCGCAAGUGCAACGACUGAACAGCCCAAGGUUGACCUUCCUCCCCCACCGCCGCUCGAACAGAGACAGGACGCUAUCCAGAAACAGACAUCUGAGCUCUCAGAGGUUUCGGAGCCGCAAAAGUAUCUACUGGGUCCAAUCGAGCCCAGGUUUAAGGGCAAGAAGUGCUUGGUUCUUGAUCUUGACGAGACUUUGGUCCACAGCAGCUUUAAGAUACUGCAUCAGGCCGACUUUACCAUCCCCGUCGAGAUUGAAGGCCAGUACCACAACGUAUACGUUAUCAAGCGCCCAGGCGUCGAUCAGUUUAUGAAGAGGGUCGGCGAGCUAUACGAGGUCGUUGUUUUCACCGCAUCAGUAUCAAAGUACGGCGAUCCACUUCUCGAUCAGCUUGACAUUCACGGUGUCGUACAUCACAGGCUUUUCCGCGAAAGCUGUUAUAAUCACCAGGGUAAUUAUGUCAAGGAUCUCUCGCAAAUCGGCCGUGACCUCAAGGAUACCAUCAUUAUCGACAACUCGCCAACCUCGUACAUCUUCCACCCGCAACACGCCGUCCCGAUCAGCAGCUGGUUCUCUGACGCCCACGAUAACGAACUCCUCGAUCUGAUACCCGUCCUCGAAGACCUUGCUGGCAACCAAGUCAGCGAUGUUAGUUUGGUGCUCGAUGUUGCUUUGUAA
This is a messenger RNA of Macroventuria anomochaeta, 1587 nucleotides long. Its product is annotated as NIF-domain-containing protein. The record is from RefSeq and is a predicted model, not a curated record. Lineage: Eukaryota; Fungi; Ascomycota; Dothideomycetes; Pleosporales; Didymellaceae. The transcript is spliced from 4 exons. The coding region runs from base 1 to 1587 and encodes 528 amino acids. Gene Ontology annotation, cellular component: plasma membrane. Gene Ontology annotation, molecular function: phosphoprotein phosphatase activity.